Molecule: messenger RNA, 2671 nt
Organism: Sus scrofa (pig)
Lineage: Eukaryota; Metazoa; Chordata; Mammalia; Artiodactyla; Suidae
Source: RefSeq, a predicted model, not a curated record
CGCCGGGAGAGCGGGGAGCCAGGAAGGAGCUCUCUGGCCAGCCACGCCCUCCGGCCCGGCUGCGGACCCUCCCGGCCCGGGGCAGCCCUGCCCUGAGGGAGAUGGAGCCCAAGGACCAGCCGCUCACGGUGGCGCUUCGGAUCCGCCCGCUCAAUGACGCGGAACUGGAGGAAGGGGCCACUGUCAUCGCCCACAAGAUGGGGGACCAGAUGGUGGUGCUCAUGGACCCCGACGAGGACCCCGAGGACCCGCUGCGCACACAGCGCUCCCGGGAGAAAACCUUCAUCUUCGACACUGUUUUCGACCAGCAGGCAUCCCAGGAAGACGUGUACCUCGCCACCACCCAGCACUUAGUGGAAGGUGUCAUUUCCGGAUACAACGCCACGGUGUUUGCCUACGGCCCCUCAGGCACCGGCAAGACCCACACGAUGCUGGGCAUGGACGCGGAGCCCGGCAUCUACCUGCGGACACUCUCUGACCUCUUCCAGGCCAUCGAGGAGACCCGGGGCCACGCAGACUGCAGCGUGUCCAUUUCGUACCUCGAGAUCUAUAACGAAGUGAUCCGAGAUCUCCUGAACCCCGCCUCGGGGUUUCUGGACCUGAGGGAAGACGCCAGGGGCACCAUCCAGAUUGCAGGCAUCACGGAGGUCUCCACCUCAAACGCCCAGGAGAUCAUGCAGCUUCUCACCAAAGGCAACCGGCAGCGCACGCAGGAGCCCACGGCCACCAACAAGACGUCGUCCCGCUCCCACGCCGUGCUGCAGGUCACCGUGCGCCAGCGGAGCCGCGGCACAGACCUGGCGGAGGAAGUGCACGUCGGGAGGCUCUUCAUGGUGGACCUGGCGGGCUCGGAGCGGGCGUCCCAGACCCAGAACCGCGGCAAGAGGAUGAAGGAGGGUGCCCACAUCAACCGCUCCUUGCUGGCGCUGGGCAACUGCAUCAACGCCCUCAGUGAGAAGGGCGGUAGCAGGGCCCAGUACGUGAACUUCCGGGACAGCAAACUCACCCGCCUGCUGAAGGACGCCCUGGGAGGGAACAGCCGCACAGUGAUGGUCGCCCACAUCAGCCCAGCCAGCACCCACUUCGAGGAGUCGCGGACCACCCUGCUCUACGCCUACCGGGCGAAGAACAUCAAGACCAGGGUCAAGCGCAACCUGCUGAACGUGUCCUACCGCAUCGCGCAGUACACGCACGUCAUCUCCGACCUGCGCGGGGAGAUCGAGCGCCUCAAGUCCAAGCUGGAGCAGCAGGAGAAGGAGAAGAGAAGGGAGCCCGGCGUCCGUGGUGCUCAAGCCAUGAUCCCUCCCGUGGACACAGAGGAGGAGAGCGCCUGCAGAUGAACAAGAUCCGGGCGCAGCUCAUCGGGGCCUUCAAGGAGCAGCUGGAGAUGCGGCACAGCCUGAUGGAGCUGGAGAACACCAGCAUCGAGCUGCACAUCGACACGUCCCGCCACCUGCUGACCAUCGCAGAGUGAGCGGGCUGUCUGUCCAGCGGGUGGGGAGGGAGGCGGUGGGCAGACCUCCUUUUCUGCUACUGUCCAGCCUCCCUCUACAGCCUGGGGUCCCCUAGGGGACUUCGGCCAAGAGCUUCCUCUCUUCCCCUUAGACUUCCUUCUGUGGGGCUGGGGUCGGGGGAGGUGGUCCAGGGCCAUUCCUGGCAGGCAGCCCCCAACCCCCAGCCCGUUUACAGGGAGGAUGUCGAGGUCAGAGAGGACAAGGGUUUGCCUGAAGGUGUGUGCCCACCAGCCCGGGGCUCUUUCUCACAGUCCACACCCACCCACGGUUCACACCUACCGGGAAUAACUGACUGCAUGGGGAGGGACUGGCUGUGCAAUUUAUCUGAUGCACUGGAAGUGAGCGGGUGCUACUAACAGGUGUCACCAGAGCCGCCCUGGACAAACUAGGACACGGGGCCUCCCCGCUUACAGGCCUCAGUGCCACAACUGAGUCCAUUUCUUCUCCAAUCCUCCCCCAUUUCUCCUUCUCCUCCUCCUGCCUAUCUUCCUACUCAUGCAGACAGCGCGGCACCUGCACUAGAGAAAUCCUACUAGAAAGGACGCGCUCCCUCCACCCCAGCCCGCUCCCAGCCCUGGCUCCCCCGAGUCCUUGCAGUGUCCACACCACCUGCGCUGCAGUUCAGGUUGAGCCUGGCGCCCUCUGUGCACCUUUGUGGGUGUUACUCUGAGCGGGGUGGUCCCACUUAGUCCUCUCGGAGCCCCAGGGGUGCUGUUGCAUCCAAGUUUUACAGCUGAGGGAACCGGCCACAUUUAUGUGGCAGGUGGCCCAUGGUCCCCGGAAGGCCCUGAGUGUGCCUGGGGAUGCAGGCAGGUGCGCUGGCUGCUUCAUCACCGGCGACCCUGCCUCAAACGGUCUUUAAUUCCUUCUGGUUUUGUUCACACGCUCCUGUUCUUCAGAAGCAUAGAAGGGAUCAGACAGCAGCGCCAUGUCUGCCCCAUGUUCAUGCCCCUACCUGCGAGGACAGCAGCUCCUAGCCGGGCAUGGGCUGCACUCUGCCCUCUGACACUGACCCCUCUGUGUGCCCGCAGCUGGGAGCGGGAGAGGGCCCAGCACCUUGCGCACAAGGACGAGGAGCCGGGGAGGCCCACGCUGACGGGGACGAGGGCGAGUCCACGGAGCCCCACGAGGUGGCUCUGGCCAGAGAGGAGGUCAAC